Messenger RNA from Drosophila sechellia, 791 nucleotides. RefSeq names its product exosome complex component Rrp46 (gene Rrp46). Gene Ontology annotation, molecular function: RNA binding. The transcript is spliced from 3 exons. Gene Ontology annotation, cellular component: cytoplasmic exosome (RNase complex); nucleolus; nuclear exosome (RNase complex). Lineage: Eukaryota; Metazoa; Arthropoda; Insecta; Diptera; Drosophilidae. The record is from RefSeq and is a predicted model, not a curated record. Gene Ontology annotation, biological process: U4 snRNA 3'-end processing; poly(A)-dependent snoRNA 3'-end processing; rRNA catabolic process. The coding region runs from base 55 to 744 and encodes 229 amino acids.
UAUGAGGCGAUAGCACGCGCACGUUGUUUUCUUUGAAUAUUAGGAAAAUAUAAUAUGAAUUUACCAGCGAAAAUGGACGUGGAAAAGGAUACGCUUCGCCAGAUGCACUGCGAAUUUAAUCCGUUGUCGCGUUGCGACGGAUCCGUGAUGUACAGCCAAGGUGCUACAGGUCUCAUAGGCGCAGUUCUCGGCCCCAUCGAGGUGAAGACCCAAAACCUGAGCAUAGAUGGCAGCUACUUGGAGUGUAACUACCGACCAAAAGCGGGCUUGCCGCAGGUUAUCGAUCGGAUUCGGGAGGCGGCAAUUCGAGAUGUGCUGGAACUGGCCCUCCUAUCGGAGGCUCAUCCGCGCUCAAAGAUGUCCGUGCAGAUCCAGGAGCUGGAGGAUCGUGGCAGUAUUGAUGCCUGUGCCGUGAAUUGCGCCUGCCUAGCCAUGCUCAUCGGAGGCCUGCCCUUGAAGUACAGCUUUGCGGCUGUCCACGCCAUCAUCAACGAGCAGGGCGAGUAUGUGCUUGAUCCAGACCAAAGUGAAACCCAACACCAGCGCGCCAGUUUCACAUUCGCCUUUGAUUCUGUGGAAGGAAACCUUCUGUUGGUCCGGACUAAGGGCUCUUUCAAAAUAGCCCAGUUCAAUGACAUUGAGUGCCUAUGCCGGGCUGCCAGUGCCGAGAUCUUUCAGUUCUAUCGCAGCCAGGUUGCAAAGUAUCAUGGCAGGAGUGAGGCGACGGCUAAGAAUGAGACGUAAUGUUAAAACAACUGAAACUACGAUUAAAGCUCAUUUUAUUGUAUUAA